UUGUUACUGGUUCGGCUGGAGCUGCUACUCUCCUGAAUCCAGACGGACAGAAAAUAUAAUAGUCGUGCAACGUUCAUGAACGCCACAGUUGGAUUCGGAUCGUCAUGAUGAUCGGAUGUGAUAAAGUCGUUCUCUUUACCCUAUUGGCUCUCAGUUUGGGUCCCGAACAUCAUGAGGCCUGUAAUCGGCACAUCAGUCCAAAGCUGUGGAGCUUUAACCCUGCUUCGACCGAUUCAAAUGAGCUGUCAUCGGAUGCCAGUCAGAUCAUCAACAUUGGACCAGAGGAGCAGAAAACUCGAGAAGGUCGAGCUCUGAGGAGAAGAAAUCGGAAUCAUCAACGACGAAUCCAAUCUGAGGAACCAGUGGCGGUCAAUAGCAUCGAUGACGACAGUUAUUACAACUCAUUGGAGUAUGAGUAUUAUGAGGAUGAUGAGGUUUUGGCAUCAAGCACAGAUGGUGGAUCACGGCGACAAGGUCAACAUGCAUCACCAAGUUUGCCCGUUGCACCCGUGGCUUCCUCACAUACCAAACAACCCGUUCAGCCCCAUCACGAGAUUCAAAGCGGACACUAUGAUACGUACCAACAAACGCAAAAACCAUCACCUUUGCCGGGUUUCUUGAAAACCUUGGCUGCUUGUUUGCCAUUGAGUCUCGUGGCUGCUGCCAUUCCUUUGGGAUUUGCCAAUUUUGACGGAGCUACCACCACGGUCACGUUGAAUCCAGCCCCAGUUACAAUGACCAUCACAAUGUCCAUCACACAAAUGGCAAUGGAAGAUGAUAUGGGAGGAGAUGAAGGAGGAGGAGAUGAGGGAGGAGAUGAGGGAGAAGGUGGGAGAGGAGAUGAGGGGGGCAGUGAAGAUUACGUCCUUCUCUCAGGAGAGGAGAUGAUUGAAGACGGUAAUUCCUUUGAACGUCGCACUCACGCUGAUAAAAGAGGGCGACCUCUAUCCACAACCCCGGUUCCCCCAACGACCACUCGAAACCUCAAGGCACAGCCCCGUCUGAGUGCCUACAUUGUUCGGACGAUAUUCACCCCAUGGGGUGUGGUCCCCACGCUGUCCUCAGAUUUUGAUAUGGAACCAACUUGGAACAAUUUGACCCGUACUGAGGAGGGUGACGAGCGCCAUAGGGACAACUACCUGUUCCGCGUGGAACCAGCCUCGGAGCUGAAUGAGAAUGAUGUGUUUACUCUACCUUUAGCCAACCAUCUCGAGGGAAACUGGACCUUCAAUGAUCCAAACAAUUCGAAUUUGAUCGUGUCUCAGGUUGGAGAGGGAAGGAAUCAAGCGGAGAUUGUACGAUUGCAGGCUCAAGAGGUCAAAGAUGCGGUGGUGGUUUCCGAAGAAGUACAACAUAAGGAUGUUCCAAAUCUGAAAGUUCGAUCCAAUCUUGUCCUUAAAGGCCAAACCACUUCACCCAAGCCCGAAAUUAGUAGUCGACUGCCAAGAUUGGAUCUCAAGAAUUGGAGUUGGAACUAACAGGGGUCUACAAUAUUUUAUUUCAUGAGUUUAUACGUGACUGAUUUUUCUAGUACAACGUUUUAGAUGCAAAUUUAAUAUAUUUAAGAUGUCUUGGGAUAUUGGCAUCUACUGACACUAUUUUUCAAUAUUUAGCAAUGUACCCAAACAAUAUAUUUUAUCGAUUUUGUUUCUUUUGACAUCCAUUCGAUAUUUCUCAAUAAAGCCCUAAA
Tigriopus californicus is the source of this 1690-nucleotide messenger RNA. RefSeq lists its product as uncharacterized. NCBI's taxonomy places the organism in Eukaryota, Metazoa, Arthropoda, Copepoda, Harpacticoida, Harpacticidae. The record is from RefSeq and is a predicted model, not a curated record. The transcript is spliced from 5 exons. Bases 105 to 1478 code for a protein of 457 amino acids.